This is a messenger RNA of Lasiodiplodia theobromae, 2787 nucleotides long. RefSeq names its product C6 transcription factor. The transcript is spliced from 5 exons. Lineage: Eukaryota; Fungi; Ascomycota; Dothideomycetes; Botryosphaeriales; Botryosphaeriaceae. Gene Ontology annotation, biological process: DNA-templated transcription; regulation of DNA-templated transcription. The coding region runs from base 1 to 2787 and encodes 928 amino acids. Gene Ontology annotation, molecular function: DNA-binding transcription factor activity, RNA polymerase II-specific; DNA binding; zinc ion binding. Gene Ontology annotation, cellular component: nucleus. The record is from RefSeq and is a predicted model, not a curated record.
AUGAGGUCCUCCAUCGCCUGCGCCCGCUGCAGAAGAAGCAAAGUAAAGUGCGUGAACAAUGGCGUAGGCACCACCUGCAGGGCCUGCGAGACCACCGGCCGCGAAUGCACCUAUCCUUCGCCUGCCGCCGGCGCUGGCGGCGGAGUGCCCGUGGCCCGCCGGGAGAGCAGUAGUCAGUCUGGGCAUCCUGUCCUGGACAGAGUCCCUGCUGGUGAGACUCCGCGGCGCCAGCCCCGACCCAAGAAGAGCUCUGCCUCCAUUCCCGGCACCUCUUCUUCGAACAGAGACAGCCCUCACGCUCUAGUGGAUGCGCUAGACCCAACAAUCCUCACCCCCAAAGUCUGGACGGAACUGUUCGACAUUUUCCAAACGCACUAUUCCACCGAUCUCCCCUUCUUGCACCCUCCGACUUUCCUGAAGCCUUUGCGCCAGUCAUCGCUGCAGUCUUCCAACUCAGGCUUCGGCGAUCCAGCAAGCGGGCCUCUUCCCGCUCUCUCUCCACUCCUCCUUCUGGCUUUUCUGGCUUUGACCUCGCGCUUUCACCCCCAACUGGUCGCCUACCAUUCGACUUCUACCUCGAAACAGAACCCCCAAAUCGCCGCCGAGUACUAUGCUUCAGCAUGCCGAAACCGUAUCGCCAGCAUGUAUGGGGGCGACCCGGGUGUCCCCGACUUGCAGCGGAUUCAGGCCAUGCUAAUGCUUGGGUUGCACGAGUGGGGGUCCUGCCAGGGCUCCAAGGCCUGGGUCACAGUGGGAAUAGCGAUUCGUGGCGCCCAACUGCUUGGCCUUCAAUUCGAGGCUGACCUUGAUGAUAUGCCCCUGGCAAGGUCGACUGCCAUGGUCGAAGAGGCACGGCACCUCGGUGUAAACGUCAAUCAGAGAGAAUAUGGGCUGAGCAGCAAGGGAGAUGCUUUCAUCGAGCAGGAGACAAGAAGACGCACUUUCUGGAGCUGUUUUAUCAUGGACCGCUAUCUGAGCAGUGGGAAAUACAGGCCGCAAAUGCUCAACAUCCAAGACCUGAGGAUCCAGCUACCUUGCAGCGAACGCGCCUUCCUUUUCGGCGAAAAAGUCAAAACAUUGAUGCUGGGCGAAGAAAUCCACGAUGUCGCCGGCCGCGCCCACAUUCAGCACCAGCGGAAGGCUUCGGUAAUGCUGGGCUCGAAGUCGGGAUCGCCUAAUGGGGGUACUCCAGUCAGCAGUGAUCGUUCUCCCGUCACGGGUACCGGGCUUGGCCGAGAAGACGAGGAAGACGGUCGGUGGGAGGUCGGCUCCGAUGAAGGAAUUCUUAGUCGCUUCAUCAAAGUAUUGGAUCUGUACGGGCGUAUUGUCAAAUGGUCGUGCAGCGGGGGAAGAAGACGAGAGCAAUACCCACCUUGGGAUGAGCGCUCGACAUUCAGUACUCUGCAGCGGCUUCACAGCCGAGCUAGAGAUGGCCUGCCCCGCGACAUGACACUAACCUCAGCCAACAUAUCCGCGCACAUUACGUCGAGGACAUCGACGCCGUUCGUGCUCAUGCACAUCGUGCAUCUCCUUUCUGGCAUGAUUCUUAACCGUGAAUAUAUCCCCUUCAUCCCGCUCCGGUCGCCCAAGCCGCAAGGACCCCUUGAUCCUCCGGUAUUCCCCUCGGAUGAGUACACCGUUCCGGAAGGCUUUUGGGAGCAAAGCGCACGGGAACUGUUCAAAUCUGCCAGGGACGUCAUCGACCUUCUGCGUAUUUGCCAAGAGUGGAAUGUUCUAGUCGAGACGCCAAUUGUCGGCUUCGCUGCUUACACCGCUGCUUUCACAGGUGUUUAUGCUAUCAACUUCCCCUGGAUGGACCCCCACGGCUACAUGUGCAAAGGAACACAGUCUCGCGAUCCCGUGAAGUCUGAGACAGGCGACUCUCCGGGCGCCGAAGCUGCACGGAAGGCCCUCGAGAUCAUAAGCCAGAUGCGCAGAGCGCUGCACAUGGCCGAUGGCUGGUUCAGGACCCUCAAACGUGUGCAUGUGUAUUACAUUCGGAUCAAGAAGGACUUCCGCCGGAAUGCAAAGGCGAUGGCCAGCCUUUCUCCCGGUGCCGAGUCUCUGCGCAGCCUCACUCUUCGCGAAGGUGGACCUGGUGGGGGAUUAGAAGAAUACAAGCUAUUGGAGAAGUCGUUACGGGAAUUUGGCAGCCUGUGGGACGAGGGCGAGGAUCUGGAGAUGCUUGACGCGGGAGACGAGGAGCGCCGCCCUGACACCAGCUCGUCAAUACCUCCCGGUGAAGCCAUGGAUACAUCGAACGCUCCCGAUGCCAUCCGGCAGGAGAGGUGGAACGCGAUCAAUACCGUCGCUGCGGCUGCAUCUCAGCAGAACGCAGCCAAUGGGGCGACCACUUACGGACCGGGUCGCAUUCCGAUUUCAAACCCUUCCCCCGAGCAGCAAAAGCCACCUCAGCUGCCCGGACACUCCCCGAUCCUAUCUCCGCCCGGCUCCGCAUCCGCCGCAAGCAACACCCCCUACGAUCGCCCUUCGGGCUUCACUCCCAUUCAGCACCAACAGCACCCCCACGCGAAUCCUGCCGACUCGUACGGCACGCAUCAACCGUCGUACACCUCAGCCUCGUCCUUCUCGCCCGCGUCGCAGGAAGCAUGGUUGGACAGCCUCGACACGCGCUUCGGCGGUGACGACAUCGCCGCUUUCGUCGCAGGAACCAAUUGGGAAGACUGGGCAGCCAUGGCGCAGCCCGGGGAGCAGGGCGUCAGCGGAUGGCUGAGCGCUGUGUGGAUGGGCGCGCCCGGCCCGCCACCCACACCCGGCAGAUCCUGA